Messenger RNA from Postia placenta MAD-698-R-SB12, 1314 nucleotides. RefSeq lists its product as hypothetical. Bases 1 to 1314 code for a protein of 437 amino acids. NCBI's taxonomy places the organism in Eukaryota, Fungi, Basidiomycota, Agaricomycetes, Polyporales, Adustoporiaceae. The transcript has 14 exons. The record is from RefSeq and is a predicted model, not a curated record.
AUGUGCACCACCCCGCCUGUGUUUCUGACCUGGGCGGUCCUCUCGACUUUGCUGGGCACUUUUCUUCUUUUUCAUCUGUGGAAGUUCGAUCGAUUCAAAUGCCUGCGCUGGAAUAAUGGUCCUUAUUCCGGCGCGUUCAAGCGUGUCAUGACGUAUACCUAUUUAUUGAGCAUACCGUUGAUCAUGGCAUACUCGAUCGGCUUCUGCGUGAUCAUGUACAAACUCGGCUACAUGAAGAUGCCUGGGUACGGACUCAUGCCGCUCCCCUUCGCGCUCUGGCCACCACACUACUACCGCGCCAUCUUCCCGCUCAACAUGCUGUUCUCCAUCGCAUGGGCUCUCGAAAUGAUCACACAUCUGGAAGAGCUCUGCUUCUGGCUUUUCCUCGUCAACGCCGGUUCAGUGCAGCAGGACUGGUUUCGCAGCCUGUACUUCAAGUCCUGGAUUGCCGGCUCUGUUCUCGCUAUAUAUAUGCCCAUCGUCACCAUCGUCACCCGUUCCGACCCUGCCAAGAGCGUGGCGGCCACCUUUCUGGCCGGCAGCCUCGGCGAUCUCUCCCUUACCCUGUGGUUCCUGCCCGUCCUAUUUAUGUUCCCUUCCUUCUUGCGAAGUCUGAAAUCAGAAGGCGUGGACAUCAGUACUAUCGUGCGUCUCACAACCUUCCACGAGCUGAACUGCAUCCGCGUCGUCUUCCGUUUCUUUUUCUGCGCACCGUUUUUGAUCCUGGGCGUUGACGGCAUCACGUCCCGCCUCCUCGUCAACACCAACCUGUUCGCGUCCGAGUUCCUGGCCUUCCUGGCAGCCAUCGGGUGCAUGGUCUCAUCGGGCAUCACUCUCGUGAUCUUCUUCCCGCGCUCGAUCGAGACGGAGGUGCGCGCGCGCAACGCGUCGCGCGACAAGUCGCACCUGCACACCUUCCCGUCCGAGCGCGACUCGUGCGGCGCACCCCCGCCCGAGCCGAAGGGCAGCGCGCCGCCAUACACCGCGACGGUCUCCCUGACGAAGCUCGCGCCGUACGGGGACGCGCCGGAGGAGGAGGACAAGGCGCGCCCGCUCGACAUUGAGGCGCCCGGCGUGCCGCCACUGACGGCGACGGCGAAGAAGAUGUUCGCGCCGAACCGGCGGCUCGACUCGGGCGCGACGGUCGAGGGCCGGGUGCAGACCGUCGGGCUGACGGAGCACAACCUCGCGCGGCACAACUUCCAGUCGUCGAGCGUGCACCCGUUCGUGCACAAUUUCACAUCGCCGAUCGACCUGAUGCAGGCGGAGACCUACCAGGGCGUCACGCGGUACAAUGCGCGGCGGUAUGCCUGA